Messenger RNA from Drosophila takahashii, 1983 nucleotides. RefSeq lists its product as uncharacterized. NCBI's taxonomy places the organism in Eukaryota, Metazoa, Arthropoda, Insecta, Diptera, Drosophilidae. The record is from RefSeq and is a predicted model, not a curated record.
UAUGAAGAAAGUAUCCCAAAAGGAUAUUCAGUGUUUAGUGUGCGGAUAAGGAAAUAUAGAAAAAGUGUCCUGAAACGAUAUACAGAUAAAUUAUCUUACGAUGCCAUUAGAAGGCGCCAAUUGGGCGCUGCUGGUGUGUCUCAGUAUCUUUCUUGGAUGUGUCCGGAUUCAAGCCUACUCCCAAGUUUUGGUCAGUGGCACUGGAGCAGAAAACGAUCAGGGACCACGCAUUUUCAAGGCCCUUAAUACGGAUCUGAUAUUCCCGAAAACCUUCAACUCGAGUGAGAAUGUGGUAUCCACCACUGGAGUUCCUGAGAUAACGUCCACAUCCACGACAACCCUGCCACCCAUUCCAUACAACCAUCAACCCGAGGGAACAACCAACUCCCCGGUGUUUGUGACCCCCUUGGUUGCAUUAGAUACGGGAAGAGUCAGUGAUCCUGCUCCUGCUCCAGAUCCUGCGCCUGUAUCAGAGGACCAGCCGGAUCCUGUGAUAGAAGGAGCCUCCACAGGACGUGCCGUGGAUUACAGGACAGCGUAUCCCUUCGGCCAACUGAUAACUCCGUUGUUGAGGGGCGGCAAGCCACAGCAGUACAACUCCCUUCCCUCAAAGACCCGUAUUUAUCCCCAAGGUAGACCCACUUACUACUCCUCAUCAUCACGAAAACCAUCUCGCUAUCAAUCAUCGAGGCCCAGUUAUAAAAAAGGAUUCAGUGAUCGCUUCACUCCUGGCGAAGGAACCGCCGCUAAUCUGUUCAAGGGGCACAAUCACAAUCACAAUCACGAUCACAGUCACGAUCACAGUCAUGACCAUUCCCACGGACAGGAUGGCAAAGUGGCCGCCGGAUCGAGUUCGGUGAACUCCUAUGUGGCUCCCAGCGAUGCCUACUCCUUUCCGCCGCUGAACACCAAGUAUCCAUCGCCGUCGCAGGAUCCCAAAGCAGCCCUGCCUUCGGAUACCGUGACCAGUUACUUGCCACCCGCAUCGGGAGGACUGAGCAACGCGGGAUACAACUAUCCAGGACCCUCCUUCUCGGGUUACAAGUACCCGGGACCACUGGCAAAUGGAAAUGGUGACAAGGAUACGGCGGCCAGCAUGGCGAGUGCAUCUCCUCCGGCCGAUGAUGAUCCCGGCAAUGAUGAUACGAUUGGAGUUCUGCCCGCCAGUGCCAUGGAUAAUCUACCGUCGAAGGAUCAGGAAGGCAAGGAUGCCGGCGGUGCUGCUCCUGCGGAUGGCAUGGAUAUGGGUCCCGCUGCAGAUGGAGGUGACAGUGGUGGAGGCGACGAUGGCUCCCUACCAGCGCUCCACAACGAUGGCUCGCGUCCCGACGACGAUCACAAGUACGAUCCCCAAAUGGAGUAUGCCACACCACCGCCUGGCUGGCUGGAAUCUCACCCGGAGUCGGCGGCUCCCAAGCCGGAGGAUCACGAUCACGAUCACGACCAUGCGCCGGAUCACGAUCAUGUGCAUGAUCACCACCACGAUCACUACCCCAGUCACUUUGAUUACCAGCCCUCCUACCCGGAUGACUCCUAUCCGGAUGUGAUUUACGACGAUCACCCGCAUCAUCACCACCACGUUCACCACCCACCGCCGCCUCCUCCUCCUCCACCGCCACCACCACCACCGCCGCCACCGACGGAGCCACCUCCACCUCCUCCGCCGCCACCAGAGCCACGUGUGAAGAAGUACAGCUACUUCUACAUCGGCCGCAAGCUCUGGUACAUUCCGCUGUACUUCACCGUGUGGUUCAGCUUCUACAUCCUGUGGCUGAUCAUCAAGUCCAUCGGUCGCCACAAGGUCAACCUGCCCAAUCACUACGUUUCGCGACGCAGUGCUCCCGAUCCGUUCACCGAACAGGGUCGGGACGAGUAUAUCAACGAGAUGACGGUCAGGGUGCUGGAACACAUCGAUAGCUUUAGGCAGAAAUACUUGAACUGAUAAGGACGCUACUAAAUACUUAAUGGCUAAUAAAAGCUUAA